UGGAGGCCGCCCGGCCCGCCCCGGCCGGGGCCCCCGCGGGGCCGGCCGGGCGAGCGCAUCGGUGUUCGUAUAUAAGCGGGCGGGAGGCGGAGCCGGGCACUCGCCUCCUGGCAGCGACAGCAGCAGCAUCUGCAACACCAUGAAGUCCCUCGUUUUAUUAGCCGCCGUUUUGGCCGUGGCCUCCGCCGCCCCGCAGUUCAACAACUACCAGGGCCAGCAGGCCUACAAGCAGUCCACCUCCUCACAACAGUACGUGGAGCAGAGCAGUCCCGAACAGAAGUCCUCGCUGAGCCAGUACGUGCAGGCCAAGAAGCCCGUCCUGCCUCCCAUUGCCAUCACCAGCUUCUCGCGCGACGUGCAGCCUGCCGGCGACUACAAGUACAGCUACGGCACUGAGCACGGCAUCAACAUCCAGGAGGACGCAAAGAUCAAGGAGAUCAUCGACGAGAAGAACGAGCCCCACCACGUUCCCGCCGUCACCGGCUCCUACUCGUACGUCGGCGACGACGGCCAGACCUACACCGUCAACUACAUCGCCGACGAGUUCGGCUUCCGCGCGUCCGGCGCCCACCUGCCCAACCCGCCAGCGGUCCCCGCCGACAUCGCCAAGUCCAUCAAGACCCUGCCGCCCCUGCCCAAGGACGAGCCCGUACAACAGGUGCAGAAGCAGCCCGCCUUCCAGCAGUACCAGCAGCAGCAGUACCAGCAGAGGUAUCAACAGUACAAGCAGUUCAACUAGAUGCACAUCUCACUCCUCUACCUUCUCCCCUUCUGUCUUUCUAGUGUA
Molecule: messenger RNA, 787 nt
Organism: Frankliniella occidentalis (western flower thrips)
Lineage: Eukaryota; Metazoa; Arthropoda; Insecta; Thysanoptera; Thripidae
Product: endocuticle structural glycoprotein SgAbd-2-like
Exons: 4
Coding region: 140-739 (199 amino acids)
Cellular component (GO): chitin-based extracellular matrix
Molecular function (GO): structural constituent of chitin-based larval cuticle
Source: RefSeq, a predicted model, not a curated record